GCCGCCGCCGCCGCCGCCAUGUCCGCGCAUCUGCAAUGGAUGGUCGUCCGGAACUGCUCCAGUUUCCUGAUCAAGAGGAACAAGCAGACCUAUAGCACCGAGCCCAAUAAUCUGAAGGCCCGCAACUCCUUCCGCUACAACGGGCUGAUUCACCGCAAGACGGUGGGAGUGGAGCCCGCGGCCGAUGGCAAAGGAGUCGUCGUGGUUAUGAAACGCAGAUCCGGUCAGCGAAAACCUGCCACCUCUUACGUGAGGACCACCAUCAACAAGAAUGCCCGGGCCACCCUCAGCAGCAUCAGGCACAUGAUCCGGAAGAACAACUACCGCCCCGAUCUGCGGAUGGCGGCCAUCCGCAGGGCCAGUGCCAUCCUGCGAAGCCAGAAGCCAGUGGUGGUGAAGAGGAAACGCACCCGCCCCACCAAGAGCUCCUGAGCCCCACGUCCCAGAAGCAAUAAAGAGUCUGCUGACCUUUCA
Molecule: messenger RNA, 474 nt
Organism: Acomys russatus (golden spiny mouse)
Lineage: Eukaryota; Metazoa; Chordata; Mammalia; Rodentia; Muridae
Gene: Rpl28
Product: ribosomal protein L28
Exons: 4
Coding region: 19-432 (137 amino acids)
Biological process (GO): translation
Cellular component (GO): cytosolic large ribosomal subunit; ribosome
Molecular function (GO): structural constituent of ribosome
Source: RefSeq, a predicted model, not a curated record